AUGGCCAUCAGUCAACUUAUGCUCUCGGCCCUGUUGGCUGCCACAGUGGUUAACGGCCAAUCAUUCGAUGGGACAUCUCGAAGUGAGGAUGCUUUCAGUUAUGUUCAGCCCAAGAACACCACCAUCUUGGGCCCCUACGGGCACUCUCCUGCCGUCCUUCCUUCACCCAAUGCUACCGGAUCAGGCGGCUGGGAUGAAGCCUUCUCCAGAGCUCAAGAAUUCGUAGCCAAAUUGACUAUCGGGGAAAAAGCUGAUAUGGUCACCGGCCAGCCAGGCCCCUGUGUGGGAAACAUUGUCGCCAUCCCCCGUCUGGGCUUCCCCGGUCUUUGCUUGCAGGACGGUCCCUUGGCCAUCCGAGUAGCCGAUUAUGCCAGUGUCUUCGCCGCCGGUGUAACCGUCGCAUCCACCUGGGAUAGAGAUCUGCUUUACAAACGUGGAUAUGCCAUGGGCCAAGAGUUCAAGGCCAAGGGUGCUCAUAUUGCCCUCAGUCCCGUGGCUGGUCCUCUCGGACGUUCUGCCUACGCAGGCCGAAACUGGGAAGGCUUCGCGGCUGAUCCCUACCUGACAGGUGUUGCCAUGGAGCGAACUAUCCGUGGCCACCAAGAUGCCGGCGUGCAAGCCACCGCAAAGCACUUCAUCGGUAACGAGCAAGAGACACAGCGCAACCCUACCUACGACUCCAAUGGCACACUUACAGAUGUCAUUCAGGAGGCCGUCUCCUCUAACAUUGAUGACCGAACCAUGCAUGAACUAUACCUGUGGCCGUUUGCUAACGCAGUCCGCGCCAGAGCUGCCAGUUUCAUGUGCUCAUAUCAGCGCCUUAACGGCUCCUAUGCCUGCGAGAACUCCAAGGCCCUCAAUGGGUUGCUCAAGGAGGAGCUUGGCUUCCAGGGUUACGUUAUGUCUGACUGGGGUGGUACUCACUCGGGAGUUGCCUCUAUCGAGGGUGGUCUUGAUAUGAACAUGCCCGGUGGUCUCGGCGCCUAUGGCAAGGUCCCUGAAGCCGGCUCCUUCUUCGGAAAGAAUGUUACCUAUGCUGUCCAGAACGGAACCGUGGAUGAGUCUCGUGUGAAUGAUAUGAUUCUUCGUAUCAUGACACCCUACUACUGGCUCGGCCAGGAUGAGGGUUUCCCCAGUGUGGAUCCUUCCUCUGCCGAUCUCAACACUUUCUCGCCUCGUUCGACCUGGUUGCGCGAGUUCAACCUUACUGGCGAGCGAAGCCGUGAUGUCCGUGGAAACCACCAUAAGUUGAUCCGCAACCUCGCAGCUGAGGCAACUGUUUUGCUCAAGAACGAGAACAGUGCUCUCCCUCUGAAUGCUCCUAAGAGCAUCGCUGUCUUUGGUAACGAUGCUGGUGAGAACACCAUGGGUCCUGUCAACGAAGCUACUUUCGAGUAUGGUACUCUCGGUGCCGGUGGUGGCUCAGGAACUGGACGCUUCACAUACCUGGUCUCCCCUCUGGAGGCUGUCAAGUCUCGCGCUAAGGAAGACAAGUCGCUUGUUCAGUACUGGUUGAACAACACCGAUAUUGCCACCGCCACUGUCAGCAGCUUCUGGACUUCCACCCCGGAUGUCUGCCUUGUGUUCCUCAAGACCUGGGCCGAAGAAGGUGCUGACCGCGAGCACCUGACCAUCGACUACGAGGGCAACGCCGUCGUUGAGGCUGUCGCCAAGUCCUGCAACAACACUGUCGUCGUCACGCAUUCCUCCGGCAUCAACACUCUCCCCUUCGCCAGCAACCCCAAUGUCACUGCCAUCCUCGCUGCCCACUACCCCGGCCAGGAAUCCGGCAACUCCAUUGUCGACGUCCUCUACGGAGACGUCAACCCCGCCGGCCACUUGCCUUACACAAUCGCCAAGAACGGCAGCGACUACAACGCCCCUCCCACCACCGGUGUAUCCACCAAGGGCGCGGAUGACUGGCAAUCCUGGUUCGACGAGAAGCUCGAAAUUGACUACCGCUACUUCGACGCCCAGAAUAUCUCCGUUCAAUACGAAUUCGGCUUUGGUCUCUCAUAUACCACCUUCAACAUCUCCGACAUCAAAGCCGAAGCCGUCGCAGACUCUAUCACCUCCAUCCCCGAAGAGCGGCCUAUCAGGCCAGGUGGCAACCCCGCCCUCUGGGAAACCCUCUACAACGUCACCGUCUCAGUCGCCAACUCCGGCGACGUCAAGGGCGCAACCGUUCCCCAGCUGUACGUCACUUUCCCUGACAGUGCCCCUGAGGGAACACCAAUCAAGCAGCUGCGCGGCUUUGAGAAGGUCUCCCUGGCUCCUGGUCAGUCGCGUGAUGUCAGCUUUGAGUUGAUGCGUCGUGAUUUGAGUUACUGGGAUGUCAUCACACAGAAGUGGCUCAUUCCUCAGGGCGAGUUCACUCUCCGGGUUGGUUUUAGCAGUCGGGAUCUGAAGGAGACUACUACUAUUACCCCUGUUUCGGCUUGA
Penicillium antarcticum is the source of this 2442-nucleotide messenger RNA. RefSeq names its product beta-glucosidase. Gene Ontology annotation, molecular function: beta-glucosidase activity. The coding region runs from base 1 to 2442 and encodes 813 amino acids. The record is from RefSeq and is a predicted model, not a curated record. Gene Ontology annotation, biological process: glucan catabolic process. NCBI's taxonomy places the organism in Eukaryota, Fungi, Ascomycota, Eurotiomycetes, Eurotiales, Aspergillaceae. The transcript is spliced from 2 exons.